This is a messenger RNA of Mytilus trossulus (common blue mussel), 1690 nucleotides long. RefSeq names its product RYamide receptor-like. Gene Ontology annotation, cellular component: neuron projection; plasma membrane. The transcript has 3 exons. Gene Ontology annotation, molecular function: neuropeptide Y receptor activity; neuropeptide binding. Lineage: Eukaryota; Metazoa; Mollusca; Bivalvia; Mytilida; Mytilidae. The coding region runs from base 394 to 1485 and encodes 363 amino acids. The record is from RefSeq and is a predicted model, not a curated record. Gene Ontology annotation, biological process: G protein-coupled receptor signaling pathway.
UGAUGUCGUGCCAUUUGCUGAAAUUAAUAUUACAAAUAAAACUUUGACCAUGAUAUAACUGACAUUUUAAAUCUGAUUAUGUACAAAAAAAUAUUUAUGAAAUUGUGAUCAAAUAUUUUAAAAGGAAAUAAGAAAGACAAAAAAUACCGUUAUCUGCGUUCUUAAUGAGUGUUAGAUGUGAUAUCCCAGGGAAUGUGGAAACGUUAUCAGAAAUACGCAGGAGAAGCAACCUAUUUAUUGAAUCGUUUCAAUAGACACUGCUAGUUUUGAAUUAGGUUCCUAGAAGUUAACAGUGUUAAUAUGUAAAUUAGUAAUAACUGAUUCCUGUUAACUUAAAGAAGAUAGAAUUACACAAGGACUAUAACAUACUUGUAUAAGGAUAAAAGUACUGUAAUGAUAGAACAUCACACCAUGGAGAACAGCACAGACAAAUCUUUUCCUGUAAUUGAUAUAGACGAUGUUUGUAUAUCUGAGAUCGGUCCGUGGGAGAGCUUUCUUCUCAUUAUGUACAGUGUUGUUCUAAUUGUGGCUAUAUUUGGAAAUGGCGUUGUGUGCUACCUUAUAAUUAAUGAUCACAGAAUGCGCAGUGUUACCAAUUUAUUUCUAUUAAAUCUUGCCUUUAGCGAUAUCAUCAAAGCAUUAAUGUUGCCUAUAACAAUUAUGGCAAAUCUGAUAUUUCAUUAUUGGCCGUUCGGAUCAUUCACCUGCCCACUGGGAACUUACAUUCAAGUUGUUGCUGUAUUUUCUAGUGCGUUGACAAUGCUAGCAAUGAGUAUUGACAGAUACAUAGCUAUUUUACAUCCGCUACGACCAAAAAUAACUAACAAAGGUGUGGUAUUAGUACUGAUAUGUGUAUGGAUUAUGUCUGCCGCUGUGCCUUUACCGACUGCCAUAACAUCUAAAAUUUUAUAUUCAAAUGACACCGAUCAAUGUCCUAAGGGCCAGUGUAUUGAGGUUUUUACAGGAGAUAUGAACAGAUCUGUAUAUAGUCUGGUUAUCUUGCUGCUUCAGUAUUUUAUUCCUCUAAUGGCUCUAGCUUGUACCUAUAGUAGAAUAGGUUACAUUAUAUGGAUAAAGAAAACACCAGGUGAAGCUGUCCCGAUGAGAGAUGAACGAUUAGCGAAUUCAAAGAGAAAGAUGGUAAAGAUGAUGAUAAUUGUGGUACUUGUUUAUGGAAUGUGUUGGCUACCGAUUCAUAUUGUAACAUUAGUAGGAGACUAUGAUCCUAGGCUUUACGAGCAGGAAUACACAAAACUGAUAUGGAAUACCUCAUUCUGGCUUGCGAUGAGUCAUGCCUGUUACAACCCGUUUGUAUAUGUCUGGAUGAAUAAAACAUUUCGUCGAGGAUUUUAUAAAAUAUUUGCGACAUGUUGUUGCAAGAAAGCUAGAAGAACAAACUCUCUUCUUGAAGAACAUACGAUGACAAUGACAUUGAGCACUAGAAAUGGCCAUUCGGGAUCGCAAUCAGGAUCUAAUUCUGUGUGAAUAUUGUUAAUAUUUGGUAUUCCAAAUUUCAUUUAGUGCUUUUAGACAGUGAUAUGUCAAUCUAUCUUAUCACAUAUUGUGGUUUAAAUGCACCAGUCGUUCGUAGUUCAUAAACUUCAUACUCCGAAAAAGUGACUGUAUAAAUUAAUACGAACACGCUUUUACCAGUGAUUCUAAGAUAUAGCUUCGUGGCUAGGUAAACACA